Messenger RNA from Linum trigynum, 5666 nucleotides. The record is from the annotation of a GenBank genome assembly. Lineage: Eukaryota; Viridiplantae; Streptophyta; Magnoliopsida; Malpighiales; Linaceae.
UACGCUGGGCUCAGAACAAUAUAAGUUUAUGUAGUCAAAUAUUGAUACCAUGUAAAUUUGGGGGCUCAAAUGUAACUUUGUUUUGAAAACAGAAGGAAGGGAGACAGACUGACUGAGACAGAGGUACGACUUCCUUAUUUCCUCUUGUACAAAAAAACGAGUCGUCUUGUCUUCUCUCUUUCUUUCUCGUGCCGUCUCCUUCCUUUCUUCUGACCGAAGCUUCCGAUUCUGCGGUCUCUCUCUGAAUACGCGGAAUCGGAAAAUUUACCUCCCACCUUCCUUCUUCUCCGAUUUUUCUUGCCGGAACAUUUUCAAUCGGAGAAGAAUUGAGGGAGCAACCGGAUAGAGAAGAAGGAGAAACGGUAACUUUCGUCAUCGAUUUCCUCAUUUUGGGUUGGGAGAGGGCGCGGGAAAGGGGAAAGCAGCGACCAUGGGGACGCCGGCAUUUCCAGAUCUCGGUAAACACUGCUUCGUGGAAGAUUGCAAGCAGCUCGAUUUCUUGCCAUUCACCUGCGAUCGCUGCCGCCAGGUUUUCUGUCUGGAUCAUCGAAGCUACCUCAAACAUAACUGUCCAAAAGGUGAUAAGAAGGACGUUACUGUUGUCAUCUGUCCACUCUGCGCUAAGGGAGUUCGUCUAAUCGGCGACGAAGACCCAAACAUCUCAUGGGAGACACACGUCAACACAGAAUGCGACCCUUCAAAUUACGAAAAAGUCACAAAGAAGAGAAAAUGCCCCGUCCGAGGCUGUCGAGAAGUUCUCACAUUCUCAAACACAAUCAAAUGCAGGGACUGCACAAAGGACCACUGCUUGAAGCAUCGAUUCGGCCCUGACCACACAUGUCCUGGUCCCAGGAAACCCGAUGCAGGCUUCCAAUUCAUGAGUCUUCUGAGCAGGAGCAAGAAGGAAGAACCACCAAGACCCAACAACCGAGCUCCUCCCACAACCACAUCCUCAGCAACAAAUUGGACCUCAAACUUCCUCAGUGCAGCAUCCAACGUCCGAGCCUCUGCUGAAGCUGGAGUGUCGAAGCUGGGCCGGGAACUGAGCCAAGCGUGGCUGACAGCAAGAGACGGCAUUGGGCCUAGCAGCAGCAGUGGAGGGGGAGCCGAGAUGGACGAGCAGUGUCCACAGUGCGGUGCCAAGUUCGAGUCGGUUAUGAGCCUGGUCGAGCACGUGGAGAAGGUGCACGAGAAGAAGAAUCAACAACAAUCUCGGGUCCUGAAGUUGCCUGUAGAUGUGUGUCCAAAGUGUAGUAAAGGCUUCCGCGAUCCUGUGGACCUUGUGGAGCAUGUGGAAAGGGACCAUGGAGGUACCUCGAAAGCUUAGGCAGUUUUCUUCCGGGGCCUUUUGGAACUGAUUGUCUACUGAUUCGAUUGAUCCCAAUUUAAGGUGGUGACUCUUAAAUCUGAAAAGAAAUGGAAAAAAGAUUGUUACUUCGAUUCAAUUUGGAGCAAAUGCCAGUUACCAACUACAAACAAAGCAAUGAUUUUGAUUUCCUAUGAAACCUUAUUUCUUUCACUAUCAUAUUACAAUUUCAAAAAAUAAUUACCAGUACGGAAAUGGCGGGCAAAAGAGGGAGGCGGGUAAUUAACUGUCGAAAUGGCGGUGAACAAAAGGACAACACAGCACGAUUCCAAGAAGGGCAUAUGUCAUGUCAGAGAGAGAAGGGAAAGCAGCUAUCAUUUUUUUUUUUUUUUGGGUCGAAGAAAGAAAGCACCUUUCUAGCAUUAGUACAUUACUAUUCCUAAUUAAUUCUUUUACAAUAAGAAUAAUAAUAAUAUACUAAACUCUAACGGCUUACAAAAUAUUUCAAUAAUGGUGCUGUCAUUUGAUUUUCGCGUAGCCAGUUCAGAUUUGGGAAUGGUGGUGGUAGGCCGGCCGGCCGAGAGAGAGAGAGAGAGAGGUAAAAUAAAGGGUUGAAAAUGCCGGAACUCCAGUUCAUCUUUUUGCAUGGCACAGCGCCGAUCCUAGGUAUUAUUCUGUAUUCAAUUUCCCCAUCUUCUCUCGAUUGUCCUCCAAUUGGGCGAUCUCCCGAUUCCGCCUUUGAAAUUCUGUGAUCAGUUCGUUAAUGUUGUUUCGUUCCUUCCUUCCUUCCUUCGAUUAGUUUCUUCUCCCCGCUCUCUCUUGGUCCAGCUCUUAGUUCAAAUUUUGGUUCGCAUUUUGCAUUUGGGGGGUCGGCUUUGUUCCUUUCCUAAAACCCUUCUCGGUCGGGUUUUGUUGCGUAGAAUCGGAAAUGGGUUUUGAUUCUUGAUUUUUCCUUGUUAGUUCUUGUAGCUCAUACAGCUCUGGAUAUGGUGAGGUCAAAUUUUGUGGUGAUCUGCUGAUCUCCCUCCAUAUUGUGAUAUUACUUACAGGUUGAUCGUCCGGAAACCCAAUUUGUGAACGAACCUGGUCUUUCCUUUCCCUUCUCAGUGCCAAAAUCCAAGAUAAAUACUUGGUUCUAGGAGGGAAGGAAAGAGAGGUUUCGUGUCCGUUGGGGGAUGAGCUUGUGAGCAGAGUCUCUGAACAUGAGUGCCGUUUCUGGUGUGUUAUCACGGCAAGUAUUACCAGCGUGCGGUAGCCUUUGUUUCUUUUGCCCUGCUUUGAGGGCAAGGUCCAGGCAGCCUAUCAAGAGGUACAAGAAGCUCAUAAGUGAGAUUUUCCCCAAGAAUCAGGUGAGAGACUCUUUGACUUUCAGUUGCCUUUUUACCCAAGUUUCUGUGUUGAAAUUGUUUGAGAGAGUGAGAGCACCUUGCUUGUGCUUGUAAGGGACUUGUUUUCCUUCAGCUAUGGCCCUUGUGCUUGCUUCUUGCACCAACUAAUUGGGAUGAAAUACCCCUUUCGGAUAUUGCUGAUUGGUGUUAUGUUAACCUCCUGUUCUUGUAGCUAUUUUUUUUUUAGAGAAUGCAUCUUCAAUUCUUUUCUCAACUUUACUUGGCGAUUCACCAUCUUGAGAUAGAUGCUUCUGUAUAUGUUAACAAUAUUGAUGCGUAUUAAUGGCAGGAAGAAGGCCCAAAUGAUAGGAAGAUCGGUAAACUUUGUGAAUAUGCGGCUAAAAAUCCUUUGCGUAUCCCAAAGGUACAGUUACCUUAUUAUAACUCAGGUGAUGAUAGCACCUUGCUUUCUGCAUGAGCAUACUCUUGGAUCAGAAAAUGCGUGACGUUUACAUCAGAGGUGUACACAUGCUUAUGCUGUUCUCAUUUGUAUUGCUAAGCAGACUGAGUUAGUACUCAGACGGAGUACUACUAUGCUUAAAAUAUCCCAUUGCUGUUCUUGUUGGACCGUCGAUGGUCAACUUCUCAUACUUUAUCUCCUUGCUUCACUUUUAAUGUACUGGUGUCGAUCCUUUUCUUACAGUAAAGUGUAUCAAUUUUAAACUGAAAUAGGAGUUGUAGCAGGCCCCAUUUAUCUCUUACUAAUUAUUCUAGUGAUAUUUAUUUAUGAAAUAAUCUCUUUUGGAGCCGCAAGUUUCUUUAUUUUCACCAAUUAGAUCAUUGAGUUGCAUCACAGAAUAAAAAAUGUCAAUAAAUGUGAUGGUUAAUGGACGUUGUACUCUUGACCAGAUUGCAAACUCUCUUGAGCAAAGGUGUUACAAGGAGCUGAGAUAUGAGAACUUUCAGUCUGUCAAGAUUGUGAUGUGCAUAUACAAGAAAUUGUUGAUCACUUGCAGAGAACAAUUGUGAGUCUAUCCUUCUUCCAUUACUUUGCUUUCUGUUCAUGUGGUAUGUCAUGCUUCCACAAAACCUUUUCGCUAAGCAAAAUUGGCAUCAAUCAUGAUGUUUGGCCCAGGAAGUUGCAUUUUGGGAUUUAAUUGGUCUAUCACCUUUUGUUUUGUGAAUGAUAAUCCUUUCCUUGCACUGAGUGGUAGCAUUUUUCAGUAUUGUCGCAGUUUUAAUUUGAAAAUAUGAGAGCUGGUUUUAUGUCUUCUUUCCCUCUGUUUUAUAUUUGGUUCUACACCUUUGAAUGAAUCAGUAUACUUGUGUUGUUACAUUCCGCUUUAACGCCUAUCUUGGUGUCUGUUGGUGAACAUUACACAGGCCUUUGUAUGCUACUAGUUUAAUGAACAUAAUUCAUACAUUGCUGGAUCAAACGAGGAGACAAGAUCUGCAACUUACAGGAUGUGAGAGUCUUUUUGACUUUGUAAAUAACCAGGUAGGUGAUGCCCCUUUCCCUCAUUAACGGCAACAUUUUCUUCUACAAAGAGAAAGAAGAGACUAUUCUGCCUCAUGGCAGUUUCUUGUGUAGCUUUCAGGUUUUUGCAUACAGGAUGCAACUCAUUUGGUUUCAUUAAUUUUCAGAAGGAUGGAACUUAUGCAUUUAAUUUAGAAGGCUUUAUACCUCAGCUCUGUCAGUUAGCUCAAGAAGUCGGAGAAGACGAAAGAGGAGUUUGCCUACGGGCAGCUGGUCUCCAGGCUCUUUCUUCAGUGGUAUGCAUUUCCUUGGUUAAUAUUGUUUCACUAAUUUGGAGUCUUAGUGCUUUCGAGAACGCUAACACAAUCACAAACCUUUUUGUAACCAAUCAUUAGUCACUUAAUAUUCAUCAAAUCUUUGAUUUCUACAAAAGAAGACCAAGACAAUUUAUUAAACAUCCUUGCAUCUACAUUUAUUCUUUAUACGCUGAUUGUUCAGAGAAAACCCAAUGGUCAUCACUUGAUAUGAGAAUGCUAUAUUACUUCCUUGCCUUUCCAUAAGGAACAGCGAAAAGUAAUCAUUCAACUAAAAAAAAAAAAAAACAGCGAAAAAUUAUCUUCUCAAACCUUUUGUUAUGCCUUACCAUAUGUGAAUAAGUUCUUUUCUUUCCAUGGGAAGAUUUACCAAGCGCGGUUAAAGUUUUAUCUAUGAGAGUUUAUAUUCCCAUAGGGUAUCCUCCAAGAUUACCACUGUAUCUAGGCAUGGAGUAUUACCGGAAACAAAAUGCUUCUUAAUGGCUUAAUAUUUCACUUUAAGUCAUGGUUUAACGCAAAUGAUUCCGUACUGACUUGAUUCUUUCUCUUUGAAGGUCUGGUUUAUGGGCGAGCAUUCACAUAUUUCAGCAGAAUUUGAUAAUGUAAGUUCUCUGUCUUGAACUGAAACUAUGUGCAGAUUUACAAAAUUUCAUUAUUUUAGCGCUGGACAGUCCUCCAUUCUAUGCUUAUUUUCAUAAUUCACAUCCUGUAUACAAUAUGGAAUGUCCUUUAUGCUAUUGUAGUGCUUGUUUGCCUUCAAACAUACCAUUUUGUGUGCUUAAAUUCCCGAUUAUGGAUUCUUCAAGUGUUAUAGAUACUAUGCCAUUAUAGCUUCUCAGAAUGAGGCAUGAGUAUAACUUAUAAUUGGUGCUUUUGUGCUCCUAAAAAGAGGAGACGUGAAAGAGUUGGCCAAAGGAAGAAGUUCAAUAGUUAGCUAAUUUAGGCAGUAUCUGGGCACAUCCACUAGAAUGAGAGUACAAUUUCCAUAAAAACAAAAGAAGAAUUCACCAGUAUUUUGACGUUUCUUUUGCAUGACUGUGCAGAUCGUUUCAGUUGUUUUAGAAAAUUAUGGAAACCCUGAGGAUGUUCAUGAGGAGCAAGGUAACCAGAACCAAUGGGAACAAGAAGUGGUUAAAAAUGAGGAACAGGGGUCUACUUCGUCUGAGAUGCUUACCAGGGUUCCAUCUUGGGGGACAAUUGUUAAAGAAAAUGGAGAAUUGAAUGUGACGGAGUAAUUCCUC